GUUUGACAAUGCGGCAGUCAGUGCGCCUGCGCCAAUUUACAGGAAGUGUUAACAUUUUAUUUUACCAGCUGAUAAAGCCAAAUUGUCAACAGUCAAGCCUGCGAUACGUGCGCUGCUGAAACGACAGUAUACACGAUCAAAGGAGUGAAGAGCGGUCCAGACCCGGUCAGCCUUGACUACACUCUGAGAGGCAGUGCAAGUGACUGACUUCCCCUGACUUCCCCAGACGCCCCUAUCUUCUCCACCCCCAGGUAGGAGGCCCAGCCCCCCUGCCGUCUCCUACGCCGGGCCGGUAUGAGCUCCAGAGGGAGUGGAGGCCGCUCCAAUGGCACACUACCACAAACCAAGAUCUGCCAGUUCAAGUUGGUGCUGCUGGGCGACAUGGCUGUGGGCAAGUCCAGCCUGGUGCUGCGAUUUGUCAAGGGACAGUUUGAUGAGUUCCAGGAGACAACCAUAGGAGCUGCGUUCCUGGCUCAGUCGGUGUGUUUAGAUGACACCACGGUGAAGUUUGAGAUCUGGGACACUGCGGGACAAGAGCGAUACCACAGCCUGGCUCCGAUGUACUACCGCGGAGCGCAGGCUGCUAUCGUCGUCUUUGACAUCACCAAGCCGGACACCUUCGAGAGAGCCAAGGCCUGGGUGAAGGAGCUGCAGAGGCAGGCCAGUCCUAACAUUGUUAUUGCCCUGGCCGGGAACAAGGCUGACCUGUCAGAGAGGAGACUAGUAGAAUAUGAGGAAGCCCAGACGUAUGCUGAAGACACCGGCUUGCUCUUCAUGGAGACGUCUGCUAAAACAGCCAUGAACGUCAAUGAGCUCUUCUUGGCCAUUGCAAAAAAGAUGCCAAAAACAGACACCCAGAACCCGACACAUGCAGCGCGACACCGGGGCGUCAACCUGCAGGACCCAGACGCCCACUCCUCUCGAGCCUGCUGCGGUGGGAACUAGACCUCCCCCCCCCACCCCCCCCAGUAUUCCAGCAUCCGCACCACCACAGCCCUCCAACCAUCCCGUCUCCUUCCACCAGCGUGCAGGGGCCGGCCUGAUGCGGAGAAACUCCCCUUACCCUCCAUUCAUCCUCCUGUCAAAGCAGACAGAGAUCCAGAGACAACGACUCAAAAGGAGAGAAUAAGAGGAAAGGAAGCGUUGGAGAAGGUCGCGAUGCGUCACGAUGCGUCACGAUGCGUCACGUGACCCGGAGAUUCUGCCUUUGGUACAAGGAGAGGGCGCCUGAGCUUGAGGAGGAAAAUAAAGAAAGUGGAAGCCUGUUGUAGUAUUUAGCACUAAUUGUGAAUGUUCUUUCGUCUUCUUGCAGCGUUUCAGUCGCAGCCCUGAUUACGUAAAAAUGCACAAAACGAGCAGCGCACGCUGGCGAGCGGAGACAUAACACAUGGAAGCCAUGUUGUUGGGCUGCGCUCUUCUUCUUCUCCUUUGUCAGAGCUUGCGCCCGCUUGCUUUGCCUCCUACUAGUGAAUCAAUCCAAUCCUGCUGUGAAUAAUGCCACAUAAUAAUAAUAAUAAUAAUAAUAAUAAUAAUAAUAAUAAUAAUAACAACAACAACAACCCUGGAAUGAAACCAUCAUUUGUAACCCCCUCCCUGUCCUGCCUGACCCUCCCUGGUGUCACUGGCACCGUCCAGCCGCACGUUAGAUAAGACCCUUGGCACAGUUUGCCCAUUUGUACAUAUUUAUUGUCCGGUACACUCCUUCCACUCACAUGCCCCCCCCCGCACCUCCCUCCCUCUAACAUUGUUUCUCAUUGAUGAAUUUGGUCCAACAGACGUGUGAGUGUGUGUUCCUGAAGCAUUUUGGGUUUGCUCGAGUGUUCAUAAGGAAAAGUGACGGACUUGAUCUGGAGCGUGUGCAGUCACACACACACACACACACACACACACACACACACACACACACACACACACACACACACACACACACACACACACACACACUAAAAAGAGACAGUUCACCCCAGAAUACUUAGCAUUUAAAGACGUCUUCUCUGCAGAGGUCAUGCCCCGGUCACUGGACACCCACAGACCUUGUCGGGAGCAGUUCCAUGUAGGAACUGUUUCCUGUGUGGCGGGUGUAAUGCGGUGGAAGGAAAAUAAUAUUUGGUCUUGAUUUCUGCAAAGAGACGUUGCUCUUUAUUUGGCGCUUCGAGCCCCCUGUAGCUCCGUUGUGUUGGAGAGAAGGCAGACACACUAAAACAACAGAUUGAUAAAGUACAGGCAGGAGGAAGAUGUAUUUCUGAUCUUGUGGUGAACUGUCCCUUUAAUUGAAUUACUACAGUGGUUGAUGGGGGCUAUAAAGGUUCAUCUCUGCACAGGUGACCUCUUGUGUUUAACGCGUCCCUCGUCCCAGAGCUAAAGCUGUUGCUCAUUAACUUAAUAUAACGCUCUUCACAGUCGUGUGCUCGGUGGCUGCAGACGAGGAGCAACUGAUGAAAACACAAAAAAGAAAAAACAGAAGUGCCUAUUCCCAGUUUUCUUUUUGUGACGUUUGUUGUGCUUCGUAGGCAAAGUGCAGGAGAACCCACCCCCCCGACUGGCUUGUAAACGUUUGCACCCGUCAUGUUGAACUGUAUUGGCUGUAUGGAUGUAAAGAGAUCUUGUUGAACACACUGUACGUUAUAUAUUAUUGUCUUCAUUUUAAAGUGAUGUUUUUAGCAGAGCACAUGUGAAGAAGAAGAAAAAGACUAAUGUUAUAAAUCUGUUUGAUUUAAACAAAUAUUGUUGUCCGAGAAAAUCUUUUGCUCCGCUUUAUUUUCAGAUUGUCAGCCGGGCGUACGAAGGCGUUUUAGAAGCGCAAUGCCGUUUACAAUUAAAAGCUAAAAGGAUUUAUUCCUCCCACAAACAUUCACUCUGUUCUCCAGCGAUCACGAGGAGCUCGUUGAUUUCAGCACCUUGAAGAUGUGAAGUGUUGAAUGAACUAUUCUUUCACUUAAACAAGGUAACAAAACAAACAAGAGGUCUAAUGUGCAACCUUUCUGCAAUAAAAUGUCUAAAACCAACCAGA
This is a messenger RNA of Cottoperca gobio, 3010 nucleotides long. It is a transcript of the gene rab5b, whose product is annotated as RAB5B, member RAS oncogene family. Bases 295 to 945 code for a protein of 216 amino acids. Gene Ontology annotation, molecular function: GTP binding; GTPase activity. NCBI's taxonomy places the organism in Eukaryota, Metazoa, Chordata, Actinopteri, Perciformes, Bovichtidae. The record is from RefSeq and is a predicted model, not a curated record. The transcript has 6 exons.